AUGCGUCCUUCUAUCACUAUCGUUGGUUUUUUAAUUGCCUCUGCAGUCGCCCUAGGUAUCACUCAAGCUUCAAAAGAUACCUACAAUCUCUUGAACUAUGCCGAAAACCUGAACGGUGUUGCCGUUUGUGUUGAGCAGAUCGGCGGAAUCCAAAAGCCAUUUAAAUGUCUGGGUCAUUGUGACGACUUCCCUGAUAUGGAGCUAAUCACCACAUUUCAUCCAAAGAAGCUGUUUGAUUUCUCUACCACAGGAUUUUUGGCUAUUGAUCACAAGAGAAAGCAGUUCUGGCAUGUUUUCAGGGGUACGGCCUCACUCACGGAUGGAAUAUCGAACCUGAGACUGGAGAGACAACCUCUGGUCUUUUGGGACAAUCCUGAGUUUGACUGUCCCGGUUGUGAAGCCCAUGAAGGGUUUCUGACGGCCUAUAACGAUGCCUAUGAUCAAAUCAGAGAUGUCCUCAACCAGACUUUGGCCCAGUAUCCAGACUAUCAAAUCAUCGUUACAGGCCAUUCUUUUGGUGGAGCGUCAUCCUUUCUCCAUGGAAUCAAUCUCAAGAGUCAAGGCAUGGAUCCGUUGGUAAUCACAUCUGGACAGCCACUCACUGGUAACAAGGCCUUGGCAGACUUCAAUGAUAAACUCUUCUUUGGAGACAAUCCAGAUUUUACCUACCAGGGGCCAGAUCGACGAUUCUAUAGAGUCACCCACAAGGAUGACCUGGUCCCUCGUCUUCCCUUUUGGAACCCCUUUCACCACAGUGGAGGAGAAGUUUACAUUGAUUAUCCUCUAACUAACCCUCCCCUACGGACCCUCAAGAUUUGCGAUGGUCAACAGAACCCCAGAUGCUCCUUCUCCACCUCUCUUAUAACAGCAGCCCUGUUAGGUACCCUGCAGCAAGCUCAUUUCAUGUACUUCACGUUUUUCUCCCUAGUCUGCGGUGUUAAUAUCGCUGGCCAUCUUGGACCUCCUUUGCAGUGA
This is a messenger RNA of Yarrowia lipolytica CLIB122, 975 nucleotides long. RefSeq lists its product as uncharacterized. Lineage: Eukaryota; Fungi; Ascomycota; Dipodascomycetes; Dipodascales. Gene Ontology annotation, biological process: lipid metabolic process. The record is from RefSeq and is a predicted model, not a curated record.